Molecule: messenger RNA, 1514 nt
Organism: Clupea harengus (Atlantic herring)
Lineage: Eukaryota; Metazoa; Chordata; Actinopteri; Clupeiformes; Clupeidae
Gene: sh3gl3a
Product: SH3-domain GRB2-like 3a
Biological process (GO): synaptic vesicle uncoating; endocytosis
Cellular component (GO): cytoplasm; glutamatergic synapse; presynapse
Molecular function (GO): protein binding
Source: RefSeq, a predicted model, not a curated record
AUCUUCCCUAUAGAAAAAAAGCUGUCUGUGUUCUAGUACUGAGUGGUCACCUCAAAGCAAAUACGCAAUUGUGUGAACAGUGAUUAGCAACUGUAUCAUACCACUUUUGUAACAUUUCUGCGUUAUACGGUUCACCUGGCUUUUAGUGCACCUUCAUUGUCCUCCCCGGCCUUCUCUGUGGUGUUUUUGUACAUUUUUGAGGAUGUCGGUGGCCGGAUUCAAGAAGCAGUUUCAUAAAGCAAGCCAGCUUCUAAGUGAGAAGAUAAGUGGCACUGAGGGAACCAAGCCGGACGAGGACUUCACGGAGAUGGAGAGGAAAAUUGACGUCACGAACAAAUCAGUUUUUGAGCUGUUGUCCAAGACCACAGAAUACCUCCAGCCCAACCCAGCUUCCAGGGCCAAACUGGGCAUGCUCAACACCGUGUCCAAAAUCCGGGGGCAGGUGAAAACCACGGGCUACCCGCAGACGGAGGGGCUGCUGGGAGACUGCAUGCUGAGAUACGGCCGGGAGCUGGGAGAGGAGUCUGCAUUCGGCUCUGCGAUGGUGGACAUUGGUGAGGCGAUGAAACAGAUGGCUGAGGUGAAGGACGCCUUGGACAUCAACGUGAAGCAGAAUUUCAUUGACCCACUACAAACACUGCAGGACAAAGACCUGAAAGAGAUUGGGCAUCAUCUGAAGAAGCUGGAGGGCCGGCGGCUAGACUUCGACUACAAGAAGAAGAGGCAGGGCAAGAUCCCCGACGAGGAGGUCAGACAAGCGGUGGAGAAGUUUGAGGAGUCUAAAGAGCUGGCGGAGAGGAGCAUGUUCAACUUCCUGGAGAACGAUGUAGAACAGGUGAGCCAGUUAUCAGCCUUGGUUGAGGCAGCUUUUGAAUAUCACCGCUUGUCUUUAGAAAUCCUCGAGGACCUCAAUAGUAAACUCCAAAGCAGGAUAGCAACCGCUAGUAGCCAGCCCAAGAAAGAGUUCAAGCCAAAGUCCAUCAUGAGCAGCCUGGAGACCCUCAACAGCACACAGCACAAUGGUUUAUCAUACAGCUCAUCAAUAAAGUCCACAGAUCACCAGAUCAGCCACAGUUUAAAUGGCAAAACCCAUCCCCAUCCAGUUGAGCAGUUCACCCCCAUGCCUCAGUCAUGGUCAGAGAGCCCCAAUGGCAGCCAGUCGGAGGUUCACAUGGAUCAGCCGUGCUGCCGCUGCCUCUACAACUUCGAGCCAGAGAACGAGGGGGAGCUGGGCUUCAAGGAGGGCGACCUCAUCAUCCUCACCAACCAGAUCGACGAGAACUGGUACGAGGGAAUGAUCAACGGCGAGUCGGGCUUCUUCCCCAUCAACUACGUGGAGGUCCUGGUGGCCCUACCCCAGUGAACGGCCCGGCUGCAGCCUCGGCGCCGCGGUGCGCUAACGCUCCAAAACAGGACAUCACAGGAGAACUCUCCAGUCUAGUCAUUGACCUACCUGAUUCGUGUUUGGCCCUGCUCAGCCAAGGCCUUGCUAUUCCACAGACAUUUUUAAACAA